GUACGGCAUAAUUUAUCAUCUCUCUGACUCCUCUCACUAUAAAACACGACAAAUCCUGGAUUCAGAUUUCAGACACAACAAAACAAACGGCACAUCUGAGUCUUCUGCUUCCUCCAAUCCUACCCGUUCCCCUUUUGUCUUUUAGCUGGUAAUCUUUCUUUGAGGACUCCUAUCAUCUUCUCCGCGAGCCCAGUUGCACAAUCCUUUUUCCGGAUCAGCCAAGGUUCAUGUCUGAGCUCGACAGCCAGAUUCCUACCACCUUUGAUCCUUUCGCUGAUGCAAAUGCUGAUAACUCAAGUGCGGGGUCAAAAGAGUAUGUGCAUAUCCGCAUACAGCAGCGCAAUGGUAGAAAAAGCCUGACUACAGUCCAGGGUUUGAAGAAGGAGUUUAGUUAUAACAAAAUACUCAAGGACCUAAAGAAGGAUUUUUGCUGCAAUGGUACUGUUGUCCAGGAUCCAGAACUGGGCCAGGUCAUCCAACUUCAAGGUGAUCAGCGGAAGAAUGUAUCUACAUUUCUUAUUCAGGCUGGCAUUGUGAAGAAGGAAAACAUCAAGAUUCAUGGUUUCUAAAACCCCUCAGUUGCACAAGUCAAUUGAAAGCAUCUUUGGCUGCAUCUGCUGCGAGGGUGAAGUUUAAUGAAUUACUUGUGCCUCUUGUUAUAGUCCUGUCACAUGUACUGUUAAUGAAUUAAAAAGUGAAGUUCCAAAGUGUUUGUUAACGUUGCAUUCUCAUAUGUCCGUUAGUGAUGGUCUCUGUUAGGAGCCUCUUUAUGCAAAUUUGUGAUGGCUGCAGAAAAUUCAUCUCUUUCUGCACCAAAGCUGGACAAUAUAAUCAACUGGAUGAUUCUCUUUUCUUCACCUAUCUCGUGAAGUUUUAUAUUCGUUAUAAACGCAAGAGUUCGGGCAAUUUGAUGAA
This is a messenger RNA of Coffea eugenioides, 915 nucleotides long. Its product is annotated as protein translation factor SUI1 homolog 1. Gene Ontology annotation, biological process: translational initiation. NCBI's taxonomy places the organism in Eukaryota, Viridiplantae, Streptophyta, Magnoliopsida, Gentianales, Rubiaceae. Gene Ontology annotation, molecular function: translation initiation factor activity; RNA binding. Bases 228 to 569 code for a protein of 113 amino acids. The record is from RefSeq and is a predicted model, not a curated record. The transcript has 5 exons.